AUGACCCCUCAGCAAAGCAGAUGUGACCGGUCCAAGGACUCCGUGGCUGCAGGGUCGCCGGGCAAACUGCCCCCAGCUCUGGAGAUGUGUCUGGUGAGAAGCCAGGCACGGGUCCCCCUGCGUCCAAGGAGGGGGUCCGAUGUGGUCACUCACCGAGCAUCCCGUUACGGCCUGUCCCUCCUUUCUCAGACCCACCGUCACUCCCCCGGUGGGACACAAGAGGACCUGCUUAGAUGUCACCCUGUGUGCGCGUGUGAGGGAGGUAACCCGGCAUUUCUGUGCCUUCCAGUGGAGUUCUUAUACUGCGACCUGGCGUCUCUGGAGUCCGUCCGCGAGUUCGUGCACAAGUUCAAGGCCAAGAGGAUCCCUCUACACGUGCUGGUCAACAACGCCGGCGUGAUGAUGGUCCCGCAGAGGAAGACCGCGGACGGAUUCGAGGAGCACUUCGGCGUGAACUACCUGGGGCACUUCCUGCUCACCAACCUGCUGCUGGACACCCUCCAGGAGUCAGGAUGCCCCGGCCGCAGCGCCAGGGUGGUCACCGUGUCGUCAGCCACGCACUACGUCGGCGAGCUGGACCUGGACGACCUUCAGAGCAGCCGCUGCUACUCCCCGCACGCCGCCUACGCCCGCAGCAAGCUGGCCCUGGUCCUCUUCACCUACCACCUGCAGCGCCUCCUGGCGGCCCAGGGCAGCCACGUCACGGCCAACGCCGCGGACCCCGGCGUGGUGGACACCGGCCUCUACAGGCACGUCUUCUGGGGCACGCGUCUGGUCCAGAGGCUCUUCAGCCGGUGGCUGUUCAAGACCCCCGACGAAGGGGCCUGGACCCCCGUCUACACGGCGCUUGCCCCCGCGCUGGAGGGCCUGGGUGGCCGCUACCUCUACAACGAGAAGGAGACCGCGUCGCUGGCCGUCACCCACGACCCGGACCUGCAGCGGGGACUGUGGGCCAGGAGCUGUGUGCUGACCGCCGUCCCCGACGGGACCCCCGACAUCCUCGCGGGGCGGCUGCCCCGGCGGGAGGAGGUCGCCACGCUCAGCCCGCUGAGCUCGGGCGUGUGAAGGGUCCCCCGGUCGCCGCCCUCACCUGGCCUUUGGGGGGCCUCACAGAGCAAAGGCCACACGGUGUGUUGCACCGAGCAGGGGGGGGCCUUCACCCCACAUCUUGUGAUGCCCAAGUGUCGAAUGGUUCCAGGUGCCACAAGGAAUUAAACGCUACCCUUCC
Messenger RNA from Phyllostomus discolor (pale spear-nosed bat), 1228 nucleotides. RefSeq names its product dehydrogenase/reductase X-linked (gene DHRSX). The coding region runs from base 1 to 1065 and encodes 354 amino acids. The transcript has 5 exons. Lineage: Eukaryota; Metazoa; Chordata; Mammalia; Chiroptera; Phyllostomidae. The record is from RefSeq and is a predicted model, not a curated record.